Molecule: messenger RNA, 942 nt
Organism: Sphenostylis stenocarpa
Lineage: Eukaryota; Viridiplantae; Streptophyta; Magnoliopsida; Fabales; Fabaceae
Source: the annotation of a GenBank genome assembly
AUGACAUCCUCAGACGAGGAGGCAGAGGCUCAGCUUCUAUCUGUGUCAAAUUACUACUUUGAAGAUGACAAAGGCGCACCAGUGUGUUUUUCCAUGUUGCCAAUUCGAUGGAGUGAGUCAGAGAGUCCAGUUGGCAAGAAAAUGCAGAUGUUCUUGCGCGGUUUUGCGGAUAAUGGGCUGCAGAAAAUUUUUGUGCAAGUUGCUGCAUGGAGGUUUGAUCUCUCCUAUGUGAGGCCUGAGAUAUUGGUGCUCUCAAAUAAUGGAAAAUGGAUUAAGCUUGAGAAGCCUAGGAAGAGCUAUGAGGAAACCAUAAGAACUAUUUUGAUCACCAUUCACUUCCUGAGUUAUGUGAAGAGGAAUCCUGAUUCAUCGGCCAAGUCUGCAUGGGAUUACUUGAGUAAGAAUAAGGAGUUUAGAUCUUAUGAAGUUAUGCCUUCUCAAAAUGACGUAUUAAAUCAUAUGACUUUAAUGGGUGAAGCUAUGAAAAGAGAUGCUGGCUUAGCAAAGUCCAAGGUUUAUCCAGGAUUAAGAGGUAAAUUUAAGGAUGAGUUAUCAUUUAGAACUGCCUUCCUUUUGCUCAUGGUGCGGGAAGAUAAAAAUAGGCUGAAGAUUAAGAAACUUUCUGAAGAGGAAGUUAAAGAUUUAGCACGACCUGGAUUUAUAAUUGAUGAUACUGACAAUGACUUGGUUGAUGAAAUUGGUGAAGAAUCAGAUGGGGAGGAUGGGUUGUUUGAUUCUGUUUGUGCGAUUUGUGAUAAUGGUGGUGAACUUUUGUGUUGUGAUGGAAAAUGCAUGAGGUCAUUUCAUGCUAAUGAGGAGGAUGGUGAAGAAUCUAAUUGUGCCUCUCUUGGUUUUAGUCAGAAGGAAGUUGAUAAUACAUGUGUGGAGGUGCUGAAUCCUACUGCUACAGAAGAGAGUGGCAUUAUUGGAGAUGCUGAAUAA